Messenger RNA from Aspergillus alliaceus, 1685 nucleotides. Its product is annotated as polyubiquitin-binding protein UFD1. Lineage: Eukaryota; Fungi; Ascomycota; Eurotiomycetes; Eurotiales; Aspergillaceae. Bases 146 to 1255 code for a protein of 369 amino acids. Gene Ontology annotation, cellular component: VCP-NPL4-UFD1 AAA ATPase complex. The record is from RefSeq and is a predicted model, not a curated record. Gene Ontology annotation, molecular function: polyubiquitin modification-dependent protein binding. The transcript has 3 exons.
GUGCGAUUCGUGCGCCCUAGUCCUUUCAAGCAACAGUCUGAAGCUUAUCUAACUAACUCUGGAUGAGAAGAAUCAGAAUUAGCUUGCCUUAUCAGGACUCUGUUUAACAGGCACUCGACUGUCAGCAACUCGCGGGCUUCCCACCAUGUUCCGCUCUAAUUACUACGAAGACGACCCGAUGGAUGGUGUCUUCAGCUCCUCCAUGCUCCGCCAUGGAGGUGCGACUCGCCGUUUCGACGAGUAUUACCGCUGCUACCCUGUUGCUAUGAUGCCGGGCCCUGAGAGAGAGAACGUUAAUCACGGCGGCAAAGUCAUCAUGCCGCCCAGUGCACUAGACAAGCUGACUCGACUACAUAUCACAUACCCUAUGCUCUUUGAGUUGCAUAAUGGUGCACGAGGACAGAUGACCCACGCGGGUGUGUUGGAGUUCAUCGCUGAAGAGGGGAAGAUCUAUCUGCCUUUCUGGCUCAUGCAAACCCUCGUCCUCGAACCUGGUGACCUAGUCCAGGUCAAAUCGACCGACCUCCCCCCGGGCCAAUUCAUCAAGCUUCAAGCGCAGUCGACGUCGUUCCUAGAUAUCAGUGACCCUAAGGCUGUGCUAGAGAAUGCAUUCCGCAACUUCUCGUGCCUGACGAAGGGCGAUGUCUUCACAUUCGCCUACAAUGAUCAGGUCUACGAGAUGGCCGUCUUGGAAACUAAACCGGCCAACAACACAAAUGCCAUUUCUGUCCUCGAAACAGAUUUGGAAGUCGACUUUGCGCCUCCAGUAGGAUAUGAGGAACCCCAACGACCAAGUGGCACAAGUACUCCCCGAAGUGGCAUGAGUGCAACCAAGCUUCCGUCUGGCGGGUUGCUUCACCCGCACGGAACUAUGGCUCAGGCAAUCAACUAUGCAGCCAUUGCUCCAGAAUCUACUGACGCUGCUGCAGGAGCGAAAGCAGUGUCGUCGAACUUCCUUCUUGGCGGACAGCGCCUGAAUGCGAAAAAGGGUAGUAAAGCCCCAACCCCAAAGCCCUCCACUCCGACGCCCGGAGCUACAAAUCCUCAACACCCCCCUCCUGUCAUGCGAACUAAUGGGACAAUGCCGCUUCGGCUUCCGCCUAAUCAGUUGUUCUUUGGGUAUGCAAUUAAGCCUGUGAAGAAGCGUAAUGAGGCUGGGCAAGUUGUCGAGGACGAGAAACCCCGCUUUCAAGGAGCUGGUCAAACAUUAAGAGGGAAGAAGAAGGAUACCGGAGGUUCUUCCACGCCCACUUAGUUCGAUGAGGUUCAAAGGAAAAAUAAUGGUUGGUGGAAAAUGCCGUCAUAAAGUCAUGUAUGUGCCGGAAUAUAGCUUGAACGCUCAGGCACCGGUGCACUGCCUGGUUUCAUUCUCUCGAUGUUGUUUCUAUUUCUUUGUCUCAGAAUACUAUGAGCAAAACGAGGACGGCUUGAUUAUAGAGCAUUAGCGUGGUAUAGGCCGGCGUUAAAUAAGGGAAUCACUUUCAUGGAACGGGGGUCUUACUUUCUUCAACAAUAGUAGGGUUGAUUUCGAUAGUUGACCAAGCCCGCCAAGUCGAUAUGGAAGAUCAAUAUUGUGCCGGUGAGAAGGCUCCACAGUAUCACAGGAGAUUACCAUGAAAUGCCGAGGACAUUGCUUAUGCUCAUUUCCGGGGCCGUAAAUUAGUGCUUGCGUUAGUUUACCAAAC